This is a messenger RNA of Eurytemora carolleeae, 2730 nucleotides long. RefSeq names its product protein pellino (gene Pli). The coding region runs from base 75 to 1382 and encodes 435 amino acids. NCBI's taxonomy places the organism in Eukaryota, Metazoa, Arthropoda, Copepoda, Calanoida, Temoridae. The transcript is spliced from 10 exons. The record is from RefSeq and is a predicted model, not a curated record. Gene Ontology annotation, biological process: regulation of Toll signaling pathway; protein polyubiquitination. Gene Ontology annotation, molecular function: protein binding; ubiquitin protein ligase activity.
AUUAUAUGAGAUGAGGAGGGAUUGGAGGUUCUAAAGAGUAGUUACUUUAAUCUCCUGUUGGUGGUGCGUCCAGGAUGCCUCAGUGUCAGACCAGCGGGGAGCAAGACCCUCUAGCUGACGGUGAACCCCGAGCUGAACUCAUUAAAUACGGAGAACUAGUUAUACUAGGAUACAAUGGGGGCCUACCCCAAGGGGACAAGGGACGGAGAAGGUCCAAGUUUGUACUCUACCGCCGGUCUAAGGCCAACGGAGUAGCCAAGUCCAAGCACUACGUUGUUAAAACCCCCCAGACAAGUCAGGCAGUGCUUGAUGCUAAACAACAUUCAAUAUCUUACACAUUAAAUAGAAAUCAAGCAGUUAUAGUAGAGUAUCAGGAGGAUCCUACCAGUGAUUUGUUUCAGAUUGGUCGAAGUUCCGAGUCCCCUAUUGAUUUUGUUGUUAUGGACACAGUUCCUGGAAACCGGAUCCAGGAUCCAGGGAAGGCGGCUGCUCAGUCCACUAUCUCCAGGUUCUCCUGUAGGAUACUCUGCUCCAGGGAGGAGCCGGAGCACACCGCUCGAGUCUUUGCUGCAGGGUUCGAUACAAGUAGAAAUAUAUUCCUAGGGGAGAAAGCAACAAAAUGGGAGACAGAACAUCAGGCUGUUGAUGGCUUAACAACAAAUGGAGUUUUGAUUAUGCAUCCUCAAAUCUCAUUCUCAGGAGCUGACGAUCCCAACUCAGUUACUCAGGAACCAGGUGUAUGGAGAGAAGUAUCUGUUGGAGGAGGAAUCUAUGGUUUACGAGAGAGCAGAUCUGCUCCAACCAAGGGUAGACCGAUCCCUAGUGAGACAAGUGAGCUUAUUGAUGGAACCUUGAUCGAUAUAUGCGGAGCUACUUUACUCUGGAGAUCUAGUGCGGGAUUAGCAAGAAGUCCAACAAACAGAGAGCUAGAGAUACUAGUGGAUAAUCUGAAUGCUGGUAGACCCCAAUGUCCUGUCGGAUUAAACACUCUGGUGGUUCCCAGAAAGAAUAGUCAAAACGUUGCAACCUCAGAGAACCAACCUUAUGUUUAUCUGAACUGUGGCCAUGUUCAGGGUCGUCAUGAGUGGGGUAAGGUCGGAGACCGAUCCAAUAGUAAAACCUGCCCAAUCUGUAUGUGUAACAGCUCAGCUGCUAAGCUCAUCAUGGGUAUAGAACCCGCCUUCUACGUGGAUAGCAGUGAACCGGACUACUGCUUUGUUCCCUGUGGGCACAUGGCUAAUGCUAAAACAGUAAAGUACUGGAGUAGUAUACCUAUACCCUGUGGUACUAGUGGAUUCCAGUCAGCCUGUCCAUUUUGUGCUACUCCACUCCUAGGAACGCCGGGAUACACCAAGCUGAUAUUUCAAGACAAAUGCGAUUAAAGUUUAACUCGGGUUGAAGUUGCAGCAUGCAUGCAGAUAGAUAUUUAACAAACAUAUAGUUUAUUGGUCCAACGAGUUGUAAAACAUGAAAAUGUUCUUUCACAUUUCACAAGAAACUUCUUUAAGAAAUAGUCUUUCUAAAAUUGGAUUAACUACAGUCAAUUAUGUUCGUUCAAAGGUUCUAGAUUAAGUUCAGCUUUUAGUACUUGAGCAGAGUUCUGACUGAAAUAUAGAGAACUGAACUUAAGUUUAGUUUAUCUAAUUAAUACUCCGGCUGAUGUUUUUCAACCGUUCCAUUUUCAUCUCAAAUUAAAGAUGUGAGAAAAUUUACAAUUCUUCACGGAUAACCAGUCACUUUCUAUUCAGAAUUGUAAAUACUUAAAAUUUCACAAAAUUCGUAAAAAGUUUAAUCAACAAUUGAAUCCAGUCAUAGACCAAAGAAUCCAAUUGUCUAUUUCAAAAGUAUUUUUUUCAAAAGAUGUUAUUGUCUAAAAAACGUAUCUAAUUGAGACGAACGUACUCUUGCAAUUGCGCGAGUUUUAGUUAACAUAGUUUAACUUACUGUACAAGUGUUCUGUACACUUAAAAUGCAACUACAGAACCGGUUUGCUCUUUUCCGUGCUAAUACCGACAUAUUUUUUUUUAAUUUAUGGAAGCAAUGGGAGCGCACAGACUGUUUAAAAGAACAAAAUGUCUAGUUGACAAAAUGUUAUUUCUAAUUUUUAGUUCAAAGUUAGAUAAUGUGCAUUGUGAAUUUUGUGGGUUCAGUCUUAUUUUAAAUAAUCUGAAUUUUUGACAGGAAGGAACUAAUUUAAAUUGUUUCUCACCGCACUGCGCGGCGGUGAGUUUAACCGAGAUUUGUUCACCGAGUUCACCCUUUUUGGUCAUAAGUUAGAAGGCUUUGCCAUUGCCGCUUGUUUAUAUUUCUAAUGAUUAAACUCCUAGUUUCUAUAUUUUUUUUUUCAAUUUCUCCACCUCCGAGCUAAUCUGUUUUUUAUCCAUUAUUAAUUUAUCGCCGUGUCUCAUUAUCUCGUAUAUCCUUAUUGGUUAAGAUUAUAAGCGCUGCUUAUAUUUAAUGCAUUAUGUUGUUUUCUUAUACCUACUCGGUGCAUUUUCUUGCAACUUUUCAGAUUUAAAAAAAUACUAGAUGCAGUUUUUAUAAUAGUUUUUCAAAGCUUGCGAGCAGUAAACGGGUUUCGAAAUUUUCCCAGGCUUUUACAUACUAGGCUACAUCGGCAGUAGAAAUUUCAGUUACAAAUUCAUUAAGACUCUGUGAUAUAUAUUCCAUUGUAAUCCUAAACUUGUAAUAGUGGAUACGUUACUUAAUACAUUAUAUCGUAUACAUAUA